UAGAAGUUUGUGUUGAUAAUAGGUAAUAACGAUAAGACGUGUGUUGUGUUUUAUUUUGUGGAAUACAAAAACAUUAAAAUACAAAUUCCAGGUUUUAGUUAGUCACAGAAUGUUUCUGAGUAAUUAUACUGAUUACUGAGUAUUUAUUACUUCAUUAAGUCAGUGAAAUUGCUAUUUAUUUCCGUUAAUUCAUUUGUCAGCAAUAUAAUCUUUUAGUAAGUAUUAAAAAUUAAAGAAUACAGACUACUUUUAUUAAAAAUUUUUUUACGAAAAUUAUAGUUCAAAUAGAAUCUACAGCAGUCAUGAGCGAUGAUGAUGUUUGGCGAACAUCAAGUUUUCGUCAAAAUGUGGUCAACAAAAUGUUAGUACUUACUCAACUUAAUUAUUUUACAUUUAUAUCAAUUUACAAUAUUAAAUAGUAUAUAGUCUGUAGUGAAAGUGCAAUUGUUUUUAUUAAACUUAUUUAAAUUUUUGUAUUUUUAGUGAAGAAGCUGUUGCUCAAUCCGGAAUGCCUACACAAAAAAACAGUUUGGAAAUGGAAAAUCAUGUAUUCUCAAAAGCUAAUAGUAAAGUAAGUACAUAAGUAUCUAAAAUAUUUUUUUAAUUUAUUUUUUUUACCUAAUUACAACAAAAAUAAAAAAAAAACUAACUCAUAUAAUUAAUUAAUUAAUUAAUAUAACAUAUUAAUAAUAAUUUUUUAUAAUAUAUUAAUAAUCAAUCACAGGAUAGGGAAUGCAUUGAAAGGAAAAACACAUAUUUGUAUUUAAUUAUUACAAAGCAAGCCCAGAAUCAAUAAUAUACAUAAUAAAAAUAAGAAAUAAGAAUAAGGAUGGUACCUACUUAAUCUAUUAGUACCUACCUAAAAAGGUGAUAAAAUAAUGACAAUUUUUAAAGAGGAAAUACAAUUUUCAAAGAUAACAAAUGAUGGGUCCUUAAAUCUUUUAGAUUAUUCUUAAAAAUGAAGAAUUAUUGAUAUUAUUUACAUACAUUAAAAAGCAAUAAUUACUAAAAUUAAAUUAAUUAUACAAAAAAAGGUGUUUUUAAAUUAAUUAAAUUAUUGUUCUAGAUAAAAUAAUUAUAACUGUUUUCAUUUUUAUCACAUCUCAUUUUAUGCUUAAAAAAUAUCUGAUAAAUUAACUUAUACUUUUAAAUUAACUAAUUACUUUUGUUUCUUUUUACUAUAGAUAAUUAUUUUAUUAUAAUCAUUUAUAAUAAUAAUAAUCAUUGUGUUGCCAUGCAUUCUUUAAAAACCAUUAGUAUUUAUUAGAUUGAUAGGUUUUUUUUUUAUAUCAUUUCCUGUGAUAACAAAUAUUAGAUAAAAAAAAUUUAUUAAAAUUAGGUACCUAGUAUUAAUAAAUAUUUUUACUAUUAAAAUAAAUCUUAACACAUAUGUUGUAUUUACUAUGUAAAUAAAUGUUUAAAUAAAUUAUACACUUACCUUAUUUUUUUUUUCUAGGAUGAGUAUUUAAAUUUUGUUGCACGUUUAUUGUUACAUGUAGGUGGAAGAGAUAUGAGUAAGUGCUGCUAUUAUUUAUUUUAUUAAUAAAAUAUUUUUUGAGACUAAAGUGAAUUUUGUAUUCUAAUUAUUUUUAUAACAUUUUUUUUUCAGGAGGUGGUAACCAAAUGAUGACCAUGAACCAGAAUGCAGGUCCUGUAAAUGCAACUACCUGUAAGUAUUCAAAUUCUUAAGUUAUUAAAUAAUAAAUAACCAUCAUAUUAUACUCAUUUCAGUGUUGCAAACUUUAAGUAAUCGACCACAAGCCCAAAACAAAUUACCUGGUCCUAUGACAAUGGGUCCAGGUCAAAUUAAUCAAGGACCUCCAUUAAGACCCGGAGCUCCUAUAGGUCAAGGGCCAAUGAUGCAGAAUCCUAAUGCUGGGCCUAUGAACAAUCAGAUGGGACAAGGACCUCAGGUGCCUAUGGCUGUAGUCAUGGGUGGUCCCCCAAUGCAGGGUAUGCCUGUACAAAUCCCUGGUCAGCAGGGUAUGCCUGGAGUUGUCCCUGGUAAUAUGCCACCUAAUUCAAUGGGCCGUAUGCAACAAAGAAAAGUAUUUUUAUUUUAUUAAAAAUAUAAUUUGUUCAUGAAGAUAUAUUUAGGAAAAAACAAAGUGACAACGCUCUGCUACUCAUAGGUUGUUGUUUUUUUCGUGUAAAUAUGUUUUUUUUAUAAUAUUGUAAAUUCUUAAUGUAUAAUAUUUAAAAUAUAUUAUAUAAAACACAUUUGAGCAACAGAGCUCUGUCAUUAAAAUUAAAUUUUUCCCAUCUAUUUUAUAUUAUAAAAAUAUUUAUAUAUAAAACAAUAAAUAACCUAAUAGUUAAAAUUACAAUGCUACUAUACUACUAUUUCCAAAAAAAAAAAGAAAGAUAAAAAAGACGAAAUUUGAACAUAAAAAUAGUGAGUGGGGGGUUGAAAAUUGUAACCCUCAAAAAGCACAUCUAGACAUCCUUAAUGUUAAAAUUAUGUGUUUACAACAUCUCACCCCAGUUUACUUUGAGUGGUUUAAAGCUAAAAAAAUAUGGUUCUUUCACAAUAACAUGGUAAGGUUCAACACAAUUUUAUCACAUUGAUCUGAUUAUAAGAUACCUAAUCCUCAAGUUCAAGUUUAUUUAGUACAGAUUGAAAAUCUAUACCCACCAAAUAAAAACUAGGUAAAAAACGCGUAAAAUUAAAAUGUCUAUAAAUAGCUCAAAAAUUAAUCAAAUGUUCUGAAAGUUUUACCAAGUCUAGAAAAAGUAAAUAUAAGAUUUUUGGUCAACAUUUUAAGUCCCUAUGAAUUUUUAAAACUGAAUUACAUUAAAAAACAAAAUUUAAAAUAGUAAAAGAAAAUCUAAAAAUGACCUCUCUAAUGCACCAACUAGACAAAAUUUCCUUUCAAAAAAGCUAUUAUACUCUAUGGAAGCAAGAAUAUUUAUUAUUAUAUAAUAUAUUUGUUUUCUAUUUCAUUAUUAUAAUAUAUCUCCUUUUAUAGGAUCUUAUUUUUAAUUUUUAUUGGUCUAAAUCAUAGUUAACACAAAUUUGUUUAACUAUUGUUUAAAAUAGAUGCCUGGUGGACCAGAAAAUGUAAUGAUGAUUCCUAAUCAACCUGUAGUUGGAUAUCAAGCAGGACCUCCAAGGUCUGUUAACACUAAUCAAUUUCUUAGCCACAAUAGUCCUUCGUCACCCCAACAAUCUCCUGUUAACGUUCUUCCAUCAGGGUAAAUAUUUAUGCUUUUAUUUUAUUUUAUUUACUUACCUUUAAUUGGCUUAAUGCUUAUCAACACACAAAAUAUCAAUUCUUUGUACUUAAAUUUUAAAUACAAUAUACCUAUGUAAAGGAGUAUAAUUUUUGAAAUUCAUAUUUUUAUUCAAUUAUUACCAUAAUCACAUUUUUUUAGGAAUCAAAUGAUUGCUUCACCAAGUGGUCCUCAAUUAACUCCAGGUGGACCUAUUAGGUCAAUUGGUAUGUAUUUGAACUUAUAUGUGUAUCGUGUUAACUUAUUAACUUUUCGUUUUAUAAUUUAUAGUCAUUAGUUAAUUAUGAUAUUAUAAUAACUAUUUAUUUUUUACCAUAUACACUAGUAAUAGAAUAUUUAUUUUUAAUAUUUUUCAGGUAACGCACCUUCUCCUGGUUCAGUUCCAUCAUUAAAUACUCCAAUGAAUCCUUCAUCUAAUGCUGGUCCGAGUCCUCUUGCUCAAGAAGACAUAGCAUAUAGAGAAAAAGUAAGGCAACUCAGCAAAUAUAUUGAUCCUUUACGCAAAAUGAUAGCACGCAUUGGAAAUGAAGGUAAUGUAUUAUAAUAUUAAAGAUAAAUAAUUAUCGAAUGAUUAAGUUUACUACUGUUAUUAAUUUAAAUAUUUCUCAUUUUAAUUAUUGUAAAGAUGUGGAAAAAAUGACCAAGAUGAAAAAGCUUCUAGAAAUACUAUCAACACCCACUCAACGAAUGCCUCUAGAAACCUUAUUAAAAUGCGAAGUUGCAUUGGAAAAAUUAGAUUUAAGCAGAGUAAUUAUUUUUUAUUAAGUGUGUUUCAGUACCUUAUUACUAUUAUUGUCAUUAGGGUGAAAGUGGCAGUGUACCACCCCCUCAAUCAACUUCCAUGAGAGAGGUACAUCCAUUAAUAGAAGUAAUUGGAUCGAUGAUACAAUCUCCAAACUUUAACCAUACACUUCAUAGAACAUUUGCUCCCUGUAUUGAAUUUAUGGUUGGCCAGAGACGACCACUGUAAGUUGAAUUUCGUCAUUCGAUUAUAACUUUGUAAUACAUUCUUAAUUUAUUUUUUAUUUUUUUUUUUUUAUUUUAAAGGUCACCACCUCCAUACACUGGAAAUGAAAAUUCCAACGAAGUUCAAAGUAUCAUACCAAAAGCAUUAGAAGGAGAAAUCGCAAGACUCGAUCAACGUUUCAAGGUAAAGUUAAUACUCGUUAAUAUAAAUUUUGGUAAAUUUUUUCUUAUCAAAUACUUAUUUAGGUAUCUUUAGAUCCUGUGCGUCCCAGUGGGGCGUCUUGUAUUCGUCUUUUGUGUUGGUUAGAUGAUAAAAACCUUCCUUGUGUACCUCCUAUUAACAUUAUUGUGUAUGAGAAUUAUCCACCUGCUAACCCUGCGUGUAUAAUUUCGUCCAAUGAUUAUGGUGGCACAUCAUUUCUCAUGUGUGUCAAGGACGUGUUUGAGUCAAGAAUGAUGCUGAUGCCCGUUCGUUUCACUGUAUCUCACAUUCUUGAUUCAUGGGAGAUGAGUGUAAGACAAGCAGUUGCUCAUUUGCUAGAUAACAAAGAUACAAUUGCAAAUGAUUGAUCAAACAUAGUAUUAUUACUCAUAUUUCCUGAAAAAAAUGAAUUUUAUUAAAUUAUAUUUGUUUUAUUAUAUUUUA
Molecule: messenger RNA, 4846 nt
Organism: Cinara cedri
Lineage: Eukaryota; Metazoa; Arthropoda; Insecta; Hemiptera; Aphididae
Source: the annotation of a GenBank genome assembly